AUGUUUUCUAUUAAGCGAGUCCCCAUUCCUCCGACUCGCAAGAAUUCCAAGGGGAAAGUCCCCGAGCCGCUGACUAUACAUGCUAUAUCGGAAGCUGGGAAUGUGAUCAUACUGGCUUCCACCGGGAAGGUGCUGGUGCGUUGGAACAUCAAGGAGCUUCCGGAAGACAUCGAGCUUCCCUUCAAGGAGGACAAAAUGCACAAAGUGUUUAUCGACUUCACGGGGAACCACGUGAUCAUCACCACGGUCGCCGGCGACUGCUACUACCUGCAUUCGUCGAAGUCGAAGGUGGUGAACCUGAAGCGCUUUUCGGACUACCACAUCGAAUCCGUCGCGUGGAACCGCGUCGAGGGCACAGAAUCCAGCACGGGCCCGAUCCUUCUUGGCACGCGAAACGGGAUGAUUCUGGAGAGCUGCAUCGAGGGCAAGGAGAAAUACGUGAAAGAAGUCUUCUCCAUGCAGCAGAACAUGCCCAUCUGCAGCCUCCAAUUCGAGCGGUUCCCCGCGGUUCCCACCUCCCCCGCCAAAUUCUUCGUGAUGGCGGCCACGGCGAACCCGUGCCGCUACUUCCAGUUCAUCGGCGGCCCCGACUUCGCGUCUCUGUUCGCCUACUACCAAGAACUGGACCGGCAAAACUGCACGGAAUUGCCCGGCGAUCUCAACUACACCGAGCUUCGCUUCUUCACCAAGCCCGGCGAGCCGCGCGCUUCCCGCUUCGCGCUCCUCACCGGCUUCGCCACCUACUACGGCUCGCUCUACUUCGGCUCGCAAACCGCGGGGGAGCAGCUCACCGCGGACACGCGGGACACGCACCACGCCGUGGCGCCGCUCAGCAUCGCGCUCACCGAGUUCCACCUCCUCUCGCUAUUCCCGCGGAAGCUCACCGUGCGGAACAUCCUCAGCGACUCCGUCGUCUACGAGCGCGAAAGCGCGGUCGAGCUGCGCGGCAUGUGCCCCGACCCGCUCACCGGCUUCGUCUGGGUCUUCUCCGACCGCGAGCUCUUCGUGGUGGGUUCCGCGGGGAUCUGGGGAGUAGAUCGAGCCGCACGACGAGGACCGCGACGCGUGGAAGCUCUUCCUGCAGAGCGCGCGCGACGGCGAGCCCGGCGACUUCGAGAAGGCGCUGGGGCUUUGCAAGGACGACUGUGCGCGCGAGGAGGUGCGGCGCGCGCAGGCCGACUUCUACUUCCGCAAACGCGACUUCGCGCGCGCCGCCGAGCUGUACGCGGCGACGCAGCUGUCGCUGGAGGAGAUCGCGCUGCAGUUCCUCGACGCGGGCGAGCGCGGCGCGCUGAAGGUGUAUCUGCUGCGGAAGCUGGACCAGCUCCCCGCGGGGCGGCGCGCGCAGCGCAUGCUGCUGUGUACGUGGCUGACGGAGAUCUACCUGGACGAGAUCAGCGGGAUGAGCGUAGGCGAGGGGCGGGGCGUGGAGCGAAGAUCGCGACGGAGGCGGAGGAGGAGGCGAAGCAGAGUCUGCUGGUGGAGUUCCGGCGGUUCCUGACGGAGCGAGGCGGAAAUCUGGACGUGAACACGACGUACGCGCUGCUGUCGUCGCACGGCUGCGUGGAGGAACUGCUCUUCUUCGCGCGGCUCAUCGAGGACUACGAUCGGGUGCUGACGCAUCACAUCCAGCGCGAGGACAUCGCCUCCGCGAUCUUUAUCCUCCAGGAAGUCCCCGUGGAGAAGGCCGAGCCGCUCUACUACAAGUUCGCUCCGCAGAUGCUCCUCGCGGCGCCCAGAGAGACCGUCGACGCGUGGAUGGCCGCGCCCUUCCUCGCGCCCUGCAAGCUCAUCCCCGCGCUGGUGCGGUACGAUCAGCAGCGCGGAGAGAUGGCGAAGAACGGCGCCGAGGCGCUGGGGGAGAACGAAGCGAUUCGGUACUUGGAGUAUCAAGUGAAGGAGAUUCAGAACACGGAUCCGGCGAUCCAUAAUUAUCUCUUAUCACUGUACGCGGUGGAGGAGGACACGAGCGAUCUGAUGGCGUUCCUGGACUACUUCAAGGAGGAUUAUAUCUACGACGUGAAGUACGCGCUGCGCGUGUGCAUCCAGGAGGGCAAGCACGAGGCCUGCGUGUACAUCUACAGCCUGCUGCACCUCUACGAGGAAGCGGUGAAGCUCGCGCUGCGCGUCAACCUCGAUCUGGCCAAGGACGCGGCCACCAAGGCCGAGGAGAGCGUGCAGAAGAAGCUCUGGCUGAUUAUUGCGCGGUAUUUGAUCGAGAAAUGCGGGGAUAUCGAGGGCGCCAUCGCGCUGCUGGAGGAGUGUCCGCUGCUGAAAAUCGACGACUUGCUGCCGUGGUUCCCCGACUUCGUGAUCAUCGACCAGUUCAAAGACCGCAUCGUGGAGUCGCUGGAGACGUACAACAACCAAAUCGACGAGCUGAAGGGGGAGAUGGAGGCCUACACGUCCUCCGCGGAGAAGAUCCGCGAGGAGAUCCAGGGAUUGAAGAGUCGCCACGGCGAGAUCGAGGGCGACCAGGUCUGCGAGCUCUGCGACCAGGCGAUUCUCUCGCGCGUGUUCUAUCUGUUCCCCUGCUCGCACGCGUUCCACGCGGACUGUCUGCUUCGCGAAAUGAACAAACAUCUCUCCGCCGCGGAGAAGGCGAAGAUCAAGGAGCUGCAGGAGAAGCUGCGCCCGCUGAGCCAGAGCGGGCUGUCGCAGAACGACCAGGAACUGCGCGACAAGCUGCAGGCGGAGCUGGAUAACAUCAUAGCGGCGGAGUGUCCGCUGUGCGGGUCGGUGAUGAUCCAGUCGAUUAAUAAGCCGUUUAUCUCGAAGGAGGAAGAGGCGGAGGCGUCGUUGUGGAGUAUUUAAAUGAAUGAAUGAAUGAAUGAAUGAA
This is a messenger RNA of Blastocystis hominis, 2839 nucleotides long. RefSeq lists its product as hypothetical. The coding region runs from base 1 to 2814 and encodes 937 amino acids. Gene Ontology annotation, biological process: vacuole organization; organelle fusion; vesicle-mediated transport. Gene Ontology annotation, molecular function: protein-macromolecule adaptor activity. The record is from RefSeq and is a predicted model, not a curated record. NCBI's taxonomy places the organism in Eukaryota, Bigyra, Opalinata, Blastocystidae. The transcript has 9 exons. Gene Ontology annotation, cellular component: HOPS complex; endosome.